ACCUGCCAUUCGCGCGCCGUCUCCCGGCAACGGGAGCGCGCGCCGCCAGCGCACAAUUCCCGCCAGCGCAUAAUGCACGCCCGCCUCUAGCCCCGGCGCGCUAGCGCAGGCAGGCAGUCUGGAGGAGAGAGCCGCGGAAGCCGCUCGCCCGCCAGACAGAGAUCGCUCGUAGCUUCAAAUGGGAGGAGUUUUGAGCAAGCUCCGCUCCCCGCAGCCCGCCCCCAAUCCGGAAGCAAGGAGACGGCGCCCACCCGCGCGCCGGGCCUUCCUCGCAAGCCACCCCCGCCCCACAAGCCCCGCCCCGCCUUCCCCCUGGGCCCGCCGAGAUCCCAUUCAGCCCUCAGUCCCCAGUCGUUUCGUCGGGUCCCGUCGGAGGCCUUCCCACCGGGUCUGUAGGACUUCACCACACCACUUUGGCAUAACACGUCCAAGACGAUACCCAGUCCAGCAGGGCCGGUAUUCCUGUGUGCUUCCCACGCUGUGCCGGAAUGGCGGUCACAGGAAGCGUGUGCUGUCUCGCGGUCAUUCCAGAGUGGUGUGCAGGCCUUCGACAGCCCCAGACUCGUGGUCAAAGGAGGCUGUUCUGCUGGCCCUCGAAUGUUGGAAGAGGAAGAAAAGGACAGUGGAGGAGGAGGAAGACCAAACAUCUGCUGCUGGUCAGGAGGAGAAAAGAAGGUGCCAUGACAGCAGUGGGAGUGGCCAUUCAGCUUUGAAGCCCGAGGUGGCCAAUGGAGUCCCUGCUGCUUUUGUGCCUGAGCCUGGGCCUCUGAAGAGAGACCUCAGUUCCCAGAGCUCAGAUGGUGAACUGCAUAAGAGACCCUGCUCCUCUGCUGUGAGCUGCUCGAAGGGCACGUGCGCAUGUGGCAUCCGUAUGUCCAGCCGCAAUGCCAUUACCAGUUCCUACACUUCUACUGGAGGCAUCUCUCAGCUCUGGAAGAGGCGUCCCAGUGCCUCACCCUUCUCCAGCCCAGCCUCCUCCUGCUCACAGACACCAGAGUGUCCAGAAAAGAAGAUGAGAGAAGAGGACGGUCCUCAGGGAUCUGGCUCUUCCGCUCCGCCGGUAAACAAGGAGUCCCAGGGAGAACAGACCACCACCUCGGACUUUGGAGCUACGACCCAGACCAACAGCAGCGGUGGCAGCACAACCUCAUCACACGUCACAUCUGGGGUGUCAGCAGGCCCCGCUGCCAGUGGGGACUUUGGGAUGAGCAUGUCAGCCCCCCACAGCAGCUCCACCACUAGUGCAUUCAACUUUGUGGCAGGACGGAGUGGGAGAACUGGUGGCACGGCCCAUUUCUGGGGAUGCCUGAGUGAGAACUCCCUUGGUGCUGGCCAGAGCACACUGUUUGCCAUCUACGUGGCCAGCACACCUCAGAACACGUCUGUGCUUGCAGCCAUCACCUCCAGCUUUGGAGCUGUGACCCAACACACCAGCUGUGGGACCAGUACAUCCGGGUUUGGCAACACCAUCUCAGCGCCCUUCACAUCUAUGGUGUCAGCAGGCCCCACUGGCAGUGGGGGCUUUGGGACAGGCAUGCCUGCCCCCCACAGCAGCCCUACCACCGGGGCACUUGGCGUUGGGUCAGUGCAGAGUGGGAGAACUGGUCCCAAGAACUCCUUUUGGGGAGCCUUAAAACCGAGCUCCCUGGGUGCAGCU
Molecule: messenger RNA, 1657 nt
Organism: Manis pentadactyla (Chinese pangolin)
Lineage: Eukaryota; Metazoa; Chordata; Mammalia; Pholidota; Manidae
Product: nuclear envelope pore membrane protein POM 121-like
Exons: 9
Source: RefSeq, a predicted model, not a curated record